Messenger RNA from Maniola jurtina (meadow brown), 1649 nucleotides. RefSeq lists its product as uncharacterized. The coding region runs from base 130 to 927 and encodes 265 amino acids. The record is from RefSeq and is a predicted model, not a curated record. The transcript has 2 exons. Lineage: Eukaryota; Metazoa; Arthropoda; Insecta; Lepidoptera; Nymphalidae.
CUCCGGAGUUCCACCAAAAUCGGAGUUCCGGACUCAAGCCCAUGAACUACUUAAUUGCUAUUAAAGUUCAGACUGCUUCUGAACACUUUCCUUGACACUUAAGAACUUUAGCAAGGUUUUAAUAAAAAUAUGAUUUCAAAUACAGAAAUGUAUCUUCAAACCAAUUUCGUCGAUAAAAGUUUUCAAGCCGCAUUAUUGCCAGUUAAUCUGCUUCAAUACACCUCUUUUCUUUCAAAAUAUACUAUUCGGAACAAUUUCAUUUAUCCUAAAGGAUAUAUUUACUGCAUUUUGUCAUUCUUUUUUGUAUGUUCGGUGAUAUAUGCUCAUUAUGCCCAUUCUAGAAUUGAUGGAAUGGGUUUGACUGUUAAAACGACGAUUAGUUUUUCGUUGAUUUUUAACUUUGUAUUUCAUUGUUUCGACUGCGUUUUAUUGUUUUUCAGUAAUAUUUACAGCAGUAAAUAUGCAAUUAAACUUGUGGUGAGAGUCCAAAAAAUAACAAACAAUUUUCGAUCUAUUUCUAAGAAUUACUUUAAGAAUUGGGAAAAAGAAAACUGGAUCUACGUAGCGGGGAUUUACUUUUUGUAUUUCUUGGUCGCUUUCAUGUUUAUGUUUCUUUUUCCUGACGAAGUUAGUUUAAGUGUAUCACGUUUUGCUUAUGCAUUUGUUUUAUUGUAUUAUGAUGUUAACAUCAUUUGUGCUUUUCGAUAUGUGAAACUAUGCGAAGACUGCCUUGGCUGGUGGAUUUCUAAUGUUCGUUUUUAUUUAAAACAAUUGAAAACUUAUGAAAAUGUAAUUGACAAAAUGCAGAACAAAUAUUACUUAAAACGACUUUUAGAUUCAUAUUUGGAUGUUUUAGAUUCAUUCGAUAUGGUUAAAACUAUUUUUCAACUACCGGUAAGAACUUCUUUUCAUUUAAUUUUUUACUAGACGAUUUCCAUGACUUUGUGCGCGUGAAUUUAGCUUUUUGUACUUCCCCUGGGACCUCUUUAAUUUUCCGGGAUAAAAAGUAACUCCCGUGAAAAGGUUACAGAUGACAGAUAGGCACUUUCACAUAUAUUAUACUAAUAAUAGUUGAUGAUGCCCCCAAAAAAUCUUGAUGAGAUGAUAAGAAGUAAGUCUUUGAAAUAAAAGAAAAAAAAACAUUCAUUAUCGAAAAUUAUUAUAUAGGUCCAAUUUAUUAUAUUAUUAUUCAUAUUUUACAUUAUUUUUAUUUACUGGUACAUAAGAAUUAUUCAGAUAUGGAAUAAAACGACUUCUCAGACAGUCAGCGAAAGCUUUUAAAGCUACUCGUUUUGUAAAUAAAAAAAUUAAAAAAAAAUCUAAGUACAUAGUUGUUUUUUGAUUUUAGCCUUACACUUAUUUGAUUUGUCAUUUUGAGCGCGUGGAAAGUUUGUUUUUUUUUUUUAAAAUUAUAAUUAUGUGCCUAUAAUAAUAAAUUAUAUUACAAAAAUGGUGUAAAAAAUUUCAGAUUUUGCUGCAAAUAAUUGAUGGUUUCGCCCAUGGUCUCAUUUAUGCUCAAAUUUUCUUAGAAGAAGGAAAAGUUGGUUCUUUAGGAAGUACAUGGCGCGCUAACAUUGUUGCACAGUCCUUCGUUUUCGGCUGGAUAUUAAAGAAUGUUUUGGUUCUCAGUUUAUGUAUCAAGGGGUGUG